Messenger RNA from Cavenderia fasciculata, 2364 nucleotides. RefSeq names its product glycosyltransferase (gene tpsB). The transcript has 6 exons. Gene Ontology annotation, cellular component: alpha,alpha-trehalose-phosphate synthase complex (UDP-forming); cytosol. Bases 1 to 2364 code for a protein of 787 amino acids. NCBI's taxonomy places the organism in Eukaryota, Evosea, Eumycetozoa, Acytosteliales, Cavenderiaceae. The record is from RefSeq and is a predicted model, not a curated record. Gene Ontology annotation, biological process: trehalose biosynthetic process. Gene Ontology annotation, molecular function: catalytic activity.
AUGAGUAUUAUGGGUGUAAAUGUGCAAAUGGAGAAAAAUCUAUCUAUUUCUGUCCUCCUCGAAAAAAAAGAGAUAGAUAUAGACUGUCUAAUGAUGAAUAAUAAUACAACAACAACAACAAUGAAUAGUAGUAGUAGUAAUAAUAGUAGUAAUAGUACAGGAUAUGGACAUAGUCGUAGUAAUAGUUGUACUGGAAUUGUCAAUGGAGAUACACAUAAUUAUUCAUCAGAUUAUUUAUUGUCCAAUGCAAAGAAAACUAAUUUGGUCAAUGACAAGGGCGAGAGAAUAUUCAAACGUAUAUUGGUUGCAUCCAAUGCUUUACCAGUGUUGGUCAGUACCAGUCAUCUUGGUGAUUCACCAGGAGGCAUACCAGGUGAAAAGAGAGAUACCAUUAGAUCAAGUGGCUACGGUGCAUUCAAUCCUCUUAGAAACAGUGGUUGUUUUCGUGGAAGUGGUGGUAUAGUUCGUGGCAAUAAUACUCCUCAAGGAGGAGGAGGAGGAGGUGAUGGUACCGUUCCAACUUCAUUUUCACUUCCAAACUCUCCUCCAAAUGAUCAAUUUCCAAAUUAUCAAGUUAAAGUAACACAUGAAACUUCUCCCAUUGAAUCUGCUUUGGAAAGUUUAGUUGAUAAUGAGAUUAAAGAUUAUUUAUGGAUUGGAUGGCCACAUUGUGAAGUGACAGAAGAUAAUGUAGAUCAGGUUGAAAGUGAAAUUAAAAAGGCAGGAUCCAACUUGUUCCCAAUCUUUUUGGAUGAGACCAAUGUUGACAAUUAUUACAAGGGGUAUUGCAAGAUUGGACUGUGGCCAUUGAUUCAUUACCAAUUGAAUUUUGUUCGUUUAGAGACACAAUGGUGGGAUUCCUACGUACAAGUAAACCAAUUGUUUUGUGACAAGAUUGUAGAGUUGUAUCGUCCAGGUGAUGUCAUUUGGGUACACGAUUAUCAUUUAAUGUUGUUACCAGCAAUGGUUAAAAAGGCACUCGGUAACAAAGUUUCAAUUGGUUUCUUCUUUCAUGCUCCAUUUCCAAGUUAUGAAUUAUUUAGAAUUUUACCAAAUAGAACUGAAUUAUUACAAGGUAUAUUAGGAUCAAAUUUAAUUGGAUUUCAAUCAUUUGAAUAUUUGAGACAUUUUAAAAGUUCAUGUGCAAGAUUAUUGGAUUUACAAGUCGAUCCAAAAGGUAUAGAGGUGAUUGGUGAGAAUGUAUCACCACAUUUUGUAAAGUUACAAGUGUAUCCUAUCGGCGUUGAUUUCUCAGACUAUGCAAGCUACCUCGAGACACCAAGUGUCCUCGAACGUAUUCAAAAGUUGAGAGAGAUAUUCAAAGACAAAAAGGUUAUUUUUGCUCGUGACAAAUUGGAUUCUAUCGAAGGUGUCCCAAGAAAGCUUCAAGUACUCGAGAAUCUACUAGAAAACUAUCCAGAAUGGAGAGAAAAGUUGGUACUCAUUCAAAUCUAUGAACCAGUCAUGGAACAAUAUAGUGAAUCAUCUGAACAAAAAACUUUCCAUAAAUCUGUAAACGAAAUGGUUGGUAGAAUAAAUGGUAAAUAUGGAACAUUAAAUUAUAAUCCAAUAGAAUAUAUCAAUAGAAAGGUAGGGAUUGAGGAGUUGACGGCAUUGUAUAGAUUGGCAGAUAUGGCAUUGAUUACACCACUUCGUGAUGGAAUGAAUUUGACAUCACACGAGUAUGUGGUGUGUCAAAAGGAUAGUUUUGGCGUGUUGGUAUUGUCCGAGUUUACGGGUGCUGCUAGAUGUCUGGGUGGAGCUAUCAUUGUCAAUCCAUUUUCUGAAAAGGAGAUUACAAUGUCGGUGAUUGAGGCACUCAACAUGCCAAUGGAAGAGAGAAGGCUUAAGCACUCGAUCAACUACAACUAUGUGAUGGCCAACACAUCCCACUUUUGGGCCAAACGUUAUCUAUGUGAUCUAUACGAGACGGUCAAGGACGACCCGACCACAACGAUGGUACCACAGAUCAACCCAGAUAUGAUCAAAAAGUGUUAUGUGGCAGCCAACAUGCGCCACUUUUUCCUCGACUAUGACGGCACGCUCACACCCCUUGUCAAACACCCCAAAAUGGCUGCACCCACCAAAGAGCUGCUCGACACGCUCGAGCGUCUCACCAAGGAUCCGCGCAACCAGGUUGCUGGCGUCAUUGAGCAAGAAGAGAAUGGUCAAAAUGACAAGAUUAUGCAACAAAGAAUCCUCGAGAAUGAACAAAAACUAAAAGGAGUUGGAUUGAAAUGUUUUACCGUCAAGGUAUUGGCCGAAGGUGGAAAAGAUCAAUUAAAUACCUAUGCCAAAUCCCUCAUUGAUAGUCCACUAGAUGUUGUUCAUUUAUUAAAUACUUUAUCAAAAUUAAAUAUUUAA